UUGAGGGUCGCGGGUAGACUCCAUUUUGGCCCCAGAGGUGUUUCUGGGAAGUAGAGCGCCGACCCACACGCCUGGCCGGCCUGCCGGGUCCUGCCUUUUGCGCCCGAAUAUCUAGGUCCGAGUGUUGGCGUCUGCAGUUACUGCUGUCUUCCUCUCCGCAGCCUCCAAACCCUCCGAUCGGGCGGGAGCCUGUGAGCGCUGGGCCGCGCCGUCGGUGGUCACCGCGCCGGGAAGGAGGUGACGGGGGCGGCGCGGGGCGCAGACACUCCCCGCCGAGAGCCGCCUGCCAUGGACUCGGAAUAUUACGGUGGCGACCAGUCAGAUGAUGGUGGCGCUACCCCAGUACAGGAUGAACGGGAUUCAGGGUCAGACGUUGAGGAUGAUGUAAAUGAGCAGCACUCUGGAUCAGACACUGGAAGUGUAGAACGUCAUUCAGAGAAUGAACCUAGUGAUCGAGAAGAUGGCCUCAACAAAAGACAUCCUGCGACAGACUCGGAGAACGAGGAGCCGUCCAACCUCAACGCCAGUGACUCAGAAAGUGAGGAGCUCCAGAGGCAGAAGGACAGUGACUCCGAGUCUGAAGAGCACGCAGAACCACCUGUGAGUGAUUCUGAAAACGGGGGCCCCAGUCGCCAUGGGAGCGACUCUGAGAGCGAGGAGACCCGGAAGCUACCGGCCAGUGACUCUGAAAACGAGCAACUUCUUAACGGGCACGCAAGUGACUCCGAAAAUGAAGACGUUACAAAGCACGCUGCCAGCGACUCGGAGGGUGACGAGCUCCCAAAGAGUCCCGCCAGUGACUCGGAAACAGAGGACGUGCUAAAACCUCAAGUUAGUGACUCUGAGAGUGAGGAGCCUCCAAGGCACCAGGCCAGCGACUCUGAAAAUGAGGAGCUUCCCAAACCCCGGAUCAGUGAUUCGGAAAGUGAGGAGCUUCCCAAACCCCGGGUCAGUGACUCCGAGAGUGAGGAACCUCAGAGGACUCAGGCCAGUGACUCUGAAAACGAGGAGCUUCCCAAGCCCCGGGUCAGUGACUCCGAGAGUGAGGACCCGCCGAGGCACCAGGCCAGCGACUCGGAAAACGAGGAGCUUCCCAAACCCCGAGUCAGUGAUUCAGAAAGUGAGGACCCCCCGAGGAACCAGGCCAGUGAUUCUGAAAAUGAGGAACUUCCCAAACCCCAAGUCAGUGACUCUGAGAGCGAGGGGCCCCAGAAGGGUCCUGCCAGCGAUUCAGAAACCGAGGAUGCCUCCAGACACAAAGCAAAGCCGGGCUCUGACGAGGACAGUGAUGGGGAGAACAAGGGGGAGGAUGCGGAAACGCAGAACGCGUCCUCUCUCUCAGACGUGCGUGUGGACCGGAAACGGCUCAGCAGUUCUGACAGCGAGGAGGAGGGACCUAAAAGGCCCAAAAUCGACAGUGAUGAGGAGGAGGAAAAAGAAGGGGAGGAGGAGAAAGUAGCAAAGCGAAAAGCCGCUGUGCUUUCCGACAGUGAAGAUGAGGAAAAAGCAUCAGCAAAGAAGAGUCGAGUUGUCUCUGAUGCAGAUGACUCUGACAGUGAUGUUAUAUCCGACAAGUCAGGAAAAAGAGAGAAGGCAAUAGCCUCUGACAGUGAAGAAGAAGCAGGGAAAGAAGAGCUGUCUGACAAGAAAAAUGAAGAGAAGGACCUGUUUGGGAGUGACAGUGAGUCAGGGAAUGAGGAAGAAAAUCUUAUUGCAGACAUAUUUGGAGAAUCUGGUGAUGAAGAGGAAGAAGAAUUUACAGGUUUUAACCAGGAAGAUUUGGAAGAAGAAAAAAGUGAAACACAGAUAAAAGAAGCAGAAGAUUCAGAUUCUGAUGAUAACAUUAAGAGAGGAAAACACAUGGACUUCCUGUCGGACUUUGAGAUGAUGCUGCAGCGGAAAAAGAGCAUGAGUGGCAAGCGUAGGCGUAACCGCGAUGGGGGCACUUUUAUCAGCGACGCGGACGACGUCGUGAGUGCCAUGAUCGUCAAGAUGAAUGAAGCGGCCGAGGAAGACAGACAGUUGAAUAAUCAAAAAAAGCCAGCACUGAAAAAAUUAACAUUAUUACCUACUGUGGUCAUGCACCUUAAGAAGCAGGACCUUAAAGAAACAUUUAUUGACAGUGGUGUGAUGUCUGCCAUCAAAGAGUGGCUCUCGCCUCUGCCAGACAGGAGUUUGCCAGCACUAAAGAUUCGAGAAGAGCUGUUGAAGAUUCUGCAAGAGCUACCAAGUGUGAGCCAGGAGACCCUGAAGCACAGCGGGAUUGGACGAGCAGUGAUGUAUCUGUACAAGCACCCCAAGGAGUCCCGGUCCAACAAGGACAUGGCAGGAAAGUUAAUCAAUGAAUGGUCUCGGCCUAUAUUUGGUCUUACCUCAAACUACAAAGGAAUGACAAGAGAGGAGAGGGAGCAAAGAGACCUAGAGCAGAUGCCUCAGCGGCGAAGGAUGAGCAGCACUGGUGGUCAGACACCCCGAAGAGAUCUGGAAAAGGUGCUGACAGGAGAGGAAAAGGCUCUUCGCCCUGGAGAUCCUGGAUUCUGUGCCCGCGCGAGGGUCCCCAUGCCCUCAAACAAGGACUACGUGGUCAGGCCCAAGUGGAACGUGGAAAUGGAGUCGUCCAGGCCUGGUAUUCUUAAAAAGGGCCUAAGCCGAUUGGAAAAGCAUAAGAGGCGAUUUGCAGAACAGAAACGACUCAGCAAAGUGCACCGUGCUGUCAAGUUCAGCAUCGAAGGCAACAGGAUGCCCCUGUAGGCCUGGCCCUACCAGAGCAUCCGGGAGGUAUCCCCAGGGAAGCAUGCUCUGCGCAUGGGCUUGAGUUGUCCGCAGCCAGAGACAGGGCAAGAGUGUGUGCUGUCGUGACCAGACAGGGCCAGGACUGCUUUUAGUUUCUGAAAUAAUGACCUAACAGGCACUUAGCGGCCUUCUGGUCCUCUGGAGUGUUUAGACAUUGAUAUGGAAUUCUCUUCCUUUAUCUGCAUCCUAGAGACUGAAAGAUAAGCAUCGUGGUCUUUCUGACUGGUACCCUGUUUAUUUAAAAGGUUUCUCUUAGGGCCCGGAAUCAUUGUGGUCUGCUUUGCAGGCAUGUCAGCUGGUUAGUAAAGUCUUGCUGGAAGGGAGGUGGCUUUUCCUGUUGUCAGUGGUGCAGUAACAUGCAUUUGAGAGCUCAUCGCAUAAAGGCUGACACUGAAUAUUCAGGAGAUACACUUAAUUAUACACAUUCAUACGUGGUCGGAAACGACAAAUACUUUGAAACGUUCAUAAAGCUGGACUCUCUGACCUGCUGUGCUCUGGGGUUGACAGUGGCCCUUUGGUGGCAGCGGACUCUUGAGAGUCUGAGCACACUUGCCUACCUUUUGUGUCUCCUCUGUAACCCCUGCGCUGGCAGCUGCUUCCACCGACCACACUCACCUUCCCGCCGGUUCGCUUUGCUGUCAAGCUUUUGUCAAAACAAAGCACACGUUCUUACUGACUAAGACAGCACAGAGGUGGGAGAGCACUGGCGCAGUGCUAAGAACGCCUUCCUCUGUACUUCCUGCCUUUUUCCUUACCUUUAUCCAUUUCCACGUCCCUUGAGAGUCCCUCCCCCAUCCCCCUGACCACCCUGUUUCUCUUCCGUCCUUUUAUUCCUCUUUCAUAGUACUUUUUUCUUCCCCAGCACACUUAUUUUUGAGAACUGAGCACUACAGUGUGGCAAAGAAAAUAAAGUAAAAAAAAAAAAAAAAAAAUCUCCAUGGGCAGUCUUCUUGGGAAGCAUGCCUUGUGUCCAGAAGGGCAUGUGCCUAUCUGCUGGUGUUGCUGGUCAUGAGACCACCCUCCCCAAAGGUGAGGGGGGAGGAGGGAGGAGGCAGCUCAGCCUCCCACUGGAGCAGAGAGGUGAUAGCCCGAGGACAGGGAAAUUCAAGCAGACUUCUUUGCCUUCACCCCACCACUCCCAGAUCAAAGUAGGCUGAGAUUUAUCUUGGCCUGUGUCUGGCAUGUCCAAAAAAAUAAGUAAAUAAGGCAGGUUUGGGGGGCUGGGAGUCCCAUGUUUCCAUAAAUUGGCCCUAAACCACCCGACCCUAUUUCCCAGUUCAAGAAGAUUCAUUACGUAAGUAAAUACACUGUAGAAUAAACCCCAUUCCCAGAGUCCUGUUUAUCCUCCACCUAAGUCACCACUGUUAACAAUUUAAUGUAUUAAAUGUAUUUUCAGUAACACUUUAAGAACACUUAGUUAUUUCUGCUUCAAAUUGUAGAAAAUUUUGAGAUUAUAAAGAGAAAAAUCACCCACCACUCAAAAGCAAUUUG
Molecule: messenger RNA, 4284 nt
Organism: Camelus dromedarius (Arabian camel)
Lineage: Eukaryota; Metazoa; Chordata; Mammalia; Artiodactyla; Camelidae
Gene: IWS1
Product: interacts with SUPT6H, CTD assembly factor 1
Exons: 14
Coding region: 289-2751 (820 amino acids)
Biological process (GO): poly(A)+ mRNA export from nucleus
Cellular component (GO): nucleus
Source: RefSeq, a predicted model, not a curated record